Messenger RNA from Agrilus planipennis (emerald ash borer), 2869 nucleotides. RefSeq lists its product as uncharacterized. NCBI's taxonomy places the organism in Eukaryota, Metazoa, Arthropoda, Insecta, Coleoptera, Buprestidae. Bases 1009 to 2847 code for a protein of 612 amino acids. The record is from RefSeq and is a predicted model, not a curated record. The transcript has 8 exons.
GGAAUUUUUCGAGUGCGCCGUGUAUACGUACAAAAAGCGUCGUAGUAUUAUGGUCGACCUGGCGGCGGUGGCCGAUCCCACCAAGUUCUUUCAUGUCCCCAUGGCCUCGAAGACAUUCUCCAGCACCAACCGCGUCCGCGGCGGCAGCAUUCUACCUGCCGCCCGCAGUUACCUGAGUCGAGAAUCGUCAGUGACGUGGUGCAAAACUGUCUUGUCCACUUGGUUACAUACCAAUCGUCGUCGUGGUGGUUUCCAUACACAUCGAUCCCGACUCGGAAACCGCACCGUUAUCCCUGUGGAUUACCUCCGAUCCCGUAUCGUUUUUCUUUCCGUUUGACCGGAUUCGGGCGAUCGGUAUUACCGGAAACACGCACUUUUCGAGUUUUCUUACCGUUUUGCGCUGUUGCCGCAUCUAAAGUGCAAAGUCUCGGUUGGAAUUUAGGUGUGGAAGUGUUACAGCCAAGUGCCAACGCGGUUUCCACGAAGAAAAUUAUUGCGGAAUAACCGAUAAAGCCGAUAUCUCUGGUUGAUUUUCGUAAUUGUAUAUAGGAAUAAUAUGGACGAUGAUGCGACGAAAUUCAAUAAUUGUUCAAAAAAUCCUUUUCGGAAUCUAAAAAGUGCGUUCAAAACACCACCGGUGACACUAGGUAAAUUUGUCAAAUAGGAUCAAGACGCAUUCUUGUUAAAAUUUGGACACCAAAGCUUCUGCAUAACUGGAAUAGUUGUUGAUAUCUAAAAUGUACCGGAUUUAAGUCUGAUUCUACACCUGAAUCGUACCGGAUGUCACGGAUGAAAAAGUUGUGAGGGGUUGAGAACCCAUAGAGACAUGCUCUCAACAAAUAAACAUCGGAUGGAUUCACUGCAUUUCAUGAUGUUGGCCACAAUAAAAACCAAAAGAAAAUCUGUGUAGACAUUUUCGGGCAGUGCGACAAUUAAUAAACAAGGACAAGUUAUUUUCAUUUUUCGCGUGUUAGUGGGUCCAGUAGAGAAUUCAGAAAAAGUGCCAAAAUGUUAUCCAACAACAAAGACUCCGAAUCAACGCCGAUUUGUAGGUGUCGCGUGCUGUAUUUAGGAAGUGCCGUUCCACAACAAUCGAAAGACGGGUUGCAGGGUAUUCAGCAACCGUUGAGGGAGCUGUAUCCUGAAGAUGGAGCGGCUGGUGCCAAAGGAAUUGACUCGUGGUUGAGUGUGUGGUCGAAUGGGAUUCUUUUAGAAAAUGUCGACGAAAAUCAUAAGAAAAUCACCAGAUUUUUCCCCAUUGAAAGCCUGCACUACUGUGCUGCUGUAAGAUAUGUGUUAGUGCCAGAAAAGAACAGUAGCAGCCCUCUACCAUCAUCCACAGCUAGUCCACGCUUCCUACCCUUAGACUCUCCGUUUGCUCGAGCGCCAUCGUCAGUCCAUCCGCCUCUGUUCGCGGCAAUUCUUCGACGCACUCAAGGCAUUAAAGUCCUAGAGUGUCACGCAUUUAUAUGUCGACGAGAAGCAGCGGCGAAUGCGUUGGUCAGGUGCUGUUUUCACGCCUAUGCAGAUUCUUCAUAUGCCAAACAAGGCGAACAAUUGGUGGUGACCAGUCCUCAGAGUGGAUCGUCGAUUUAUGGAACCUUGGGACCAUCGUCAAACGUAGGAGAACCCACUUCGCGAUUGGAAGAGUGGAGGGUUGCAACGUCGUCCACUCCAGCGAGAAGUGUAAGUGGAUCCACCAUGACCAUCGAUGCCGUCGGCAAAGACGAUAUCAGUAUCUACAAUGGUGAUGAAAAUCAUAAGGUUUGGGCGGGUUCACAGGACAAUCUAGAUGGAGGAGGAGGCGGUGGUAUAUAUGAAGCUUAUUCUACUUCCACGGUAGGCAGAACGCCACGACCUCGACAAAUAACUGCCCCCGUUCCAGUGCCACCACCUCCCAUAAUCAAAGAAAAAAUGUCGAAGAAUAAAAGCAACCCAAAAAACAUGAAACGAUAUCAGUCAACGGAAGAUUUAAUGUAUGCACCUACGAUGAACGGAAGGGCGGGAGGUGGAGGAGGUAGUUUAGCGGGUACCAUGCCCAAACACAUGAAACAGCCACAUCGACCUAUGCCACCUCAUCAGCCUCUUUAUAUAAUGCCGCAUCCCCAACAGACGUUACCGAAUCCGAAGUUCUUCAAACAUUACGGCAACACGUUUUCUCACAGACCGAGAGGGAAAGUUUUGAUACCUGGCCGUCCAGUAGCACCUCCACUAGUCCCGAUGGCUCCACUAGUCCUUCCCGCCACUGUUACAAAGAAUCGGAAAAAAAACAAACAAAUGCUUGAAGAGCCUAUCUAUGGAAGAGCAGCUUCCACUUAUGGAGCAAUCCCACCAAACUAUCCUCCGCCUCCAGGUUCCGAAUAUAUGAUGCCACCACCCCAUUUCGCCACCAUAGAGAGUAAGGGAAAGAGCAAAAAGAAUAAGGACAAGUUACUCAAUAGCAAAAAACUGGCGCAAAGCAUGAAUGGCUUGGAUCAGGAUCCGGUUCUCCAAGAUGCCGAUGAAAGUCCUUUUGACACAGGGAUUUAUAAGAGAAAAGGGCACUUGAAUGAAAGAGCGUUCUCAUAUUCGAUUAGACAGGAACACCGGUCAAGAAGCUAUGGGUCAUUGGCCAAUCUGAAGUUCGCUACGCCAAUCCCCAAUGGAGUUUCCCAUGACGCGGAAGAAAGAGGUGAAGAUUUGAAGAAAGAAAGAGAAAUUCUUCAAAUGGUCCAGGAUUUGGAUCUGUCAGGAGACGAUUUGGAAAGAUCGGAAGUUCCACGAGCCAUAUACGAAGCUAGAGGGCCUCUACCACCGGUCAUAUUGGGGCCCCAUCAGCAGAAUGGAAUUAGACAUCACCGUAGAUAAGGCAGAUAGGAGAAAUUUAAUG